Molecule: messenger RNA, 945 nt
Organism: Ambispora gerdemannii
Lineage: Eukaryota; Fungi; Glomeromycota; Glomeromycetes; Archaeosporales; Ambisporaceae
Source: the annotation of a GenBank genome assembly
AUGAUACUUGAAGAGACGUUUGUUGACUCGAGCUCAAUGGACAAUAACAACAAUAAAAAUGAACUUUCAACCUUGUCAGCUGAACCAAUUACCAACAUUAAUGGCUGGACGCAUGCAAGUGUUAAUGGUGACUCUUCGAACGGUGAUGCUUCACUGAACCGUGAGAUGAUUCUUGAUGAUUCUUCCUCAAUUCAACCAACGGAUCUUGCGAAAAUCUAUGAACAAGUUUACAGUUACGCCGAAACACCAAAUCCCUUACAAGCGUCUGUUAAACAUUCUCUUGAAAUCAUAGAAGAGGCAUUGAAUAGAUAUGGAGCCAAUGGGUUGGCGCUGUCUUUUAAUGGGGGAAAAGACUGUACUGUGCUUUUACAUUUAUUCUCGGCAGCUCUUUACAAAUUCACACAAAAAUUCGGUGAAAAAAUACCAAAAAUUCAGUGCGUAUAUAUUACUCCUCCCAAUCCUUUUGCCGAGGUGGAUACUUUCGUGGAAGAAUCUAUACGCCGAUACGGAUUAGAUCUUAUUAAACUAAAAGGUCCAAUGAAACAGGCUUUGGCUAGUUAUUUGAAACAACGACCAAGCGUGAAGGGUAUACUGGUUGUACACCUAUCCGAUUUUGCACCAACUGAUCCUGGCUGGCCUAAUUUUAUGCGCAUACACCCUAUUCUCGAUUGGCAUUACAAUCAGAUAUGGGAGUUUUUACGCAAUCUAAAAGUGCCUUAUUGUGAUUUAUAUAAUCUGGGAUAUACUUCCCUCGGUAGCACUGUCAACACAAGGGCAAAUCCAGAUCUCCGUAACCCUAAUAAUCCUAAUGGUUUCGAUCCAGCCUGGAAGUUAACAGACGAGAGUAAAGAACGAAGUGGACGAGCAGCCGAAACAUACACCACGAAAACAAUACCAUCUAAUUCGACAACAUCGGUGAUAACUACAAAAGAUGAAUCUAACUAG